Molecule: messenger RNA, 3896 nt
Organism: Paramuricea clavata
Lineage: Eukaryota; Metazoa; Cnidaria; Anthozoa; Malacalcyonacea; Plexauridae
Source: the annotation of a GenBank genome assembly
AACACAUCAAAAAAGAAAUAAAAACAUUUUUAAACAUUUUAAAUUUAGAAUUUCGAUCUUUUAAAGGCUUAAAGACAGGCAUAAAGUGUCGGAUUUAUCAACUGUUAGUUUCAUUUCGUUUGGAGUUCAUGAAUUAUCUGGGAAAACUUUGAAUAAAUUGGUCCCAAUUGUAUGAAAUAAAUGAUAAAUUUGUCAUUACAAUUUUUUGUCUUCCUCACGCUAUUUGUAUUCUUGGAAAACUUGCAAAAACGUGGAAAUUUUGCAAUAGAAAAUUGGCAGUAAAGGCAAGAGAGAAAUAUAGAAAGUCGAUGUCAGUAUUUCUGUGAAAUACGUCCUCCUAAAGUUGGCAGAAAAGCAAAAGGGAAUCAUUGACACUUGACAAAUCUUGGAAUUCUCAGAAAAUGGAGAAUCAAAGGCAUGGUAAAAUUGUUCGUGGAUUUUCAAUGGUCGAUCCAGAAAUGGUCUCGGAGCUACACACAAACAUCAAGGCUCGAGGCUGCGAGAAAUAUGAGAUAGCGUGUUUUAAUUUCACAUUGCCAGAUUUUACCCAGUUUGAUCAAGAGUUCGUCGCUUUUCUCAUGAAAGAUUUGAUUGAAAAUUCAACAUUAAAAGCUCUGGAGGAGUCAGGUAUGUCCCCCUGGAAUAUUACAUUAAAGAUAUGUUGGCAGGGGGGGUUAUGAAAUUAUUCCCAAUAGGUGUCUCACACCAGCUACAUUUUCUUUCACAGGCCAUCUCAACUGGUGGACGCAAAGCACCAGUUUACAACGUUUAUAUCCAUUGUUGACAUCAGGUGACGGCAACUGUUUAUUACAUGCUGCUUCGCUUGGAAUUUGGGGCGUCCAUGAUCGAUGGUUGAACCUACGGCAAGAUGUCUACCACACGCUGUCGUCAAGUGAGGCUGAGAAAACUUUAAAACGACGCUGGCUUUGGUACGAGUGGAAGAAAAACCUUGAAGAGCAGGUGAUAUUUAAUGCUGAUGAGUGGGAGAGAGAAUGGAAAAAUGUUUUAAAUAUGGCUGACGCUAAACCUAGACCACGGCAACCAUUAUCUACCGUCCCUGAGGGAAAUGCCGUUGAGAAUAAAGAAACAUCCAGUACCUUAACAAGAAAAAUGAGCAACAGCUGGCAGCCUCAUUAUGAGAGUCUUGAAGAGAUCCAUAUAUGUUCCCUUGCACAUGUUUUACGUCGACCAAUUAUAGUUGUUUCAGAUACCGUAGUGUACGAUUUCCAAGGUGUCCCCAUAUCACCCAUCCCGUUCGCUGGUGUGUAUCUUCCGGUUGAGUGUGACCCCUCGGAGUGUUGCCGCACCCCUCUUGUGCUUGCAUAUUUCUCCUCUCAUUUUUCACCAGUUGUGUCAACUGAGUCGUGCAAUGAAGCCAUGGAAAGCAGUGUUGAUGCAAACAGUUCUACUUCAGGUAUCGGUAUGAACUUUUUAGUCUAUUUUAUAGUUUAUAUUAAUCAUUAUUUCAUCUUCAAUUUCAAAUUAGGAUCGGGAGAAUUGCCCCUGGGUGAGCUAGGUGAGCUGCCAAUGGUCUACCUGUGAGUUUCCUGGUUUUGGAAACUCUGAACAGUUUACUUGUGAGUCUAGACCAUAAAACCCCCACAAAUUUGGGGGAAUGCAUUCAAUGAAUUGCAUGAUGAUCAUGCUUCCCACAUUCUGUUUAUAUACUGGCCUUGCUGAUAAUAACCUCCAGAUUUUUAAUCAUCUGACCUGGGCAAAGAAAAUACUGUUUGUAAGAUAAUUCAUAUGUGUAUAAAUGCAGCAAACAGAUGGUGGAGUUUGAUAUGAUGGUAAUUUGCAUGCAUAGCUCUUGAUGGAUGGUCUGUUUCUAGUGUAAAUCAGGCCAGUUAUGAAUUAAGGUACUAUUAAGGCUUCUAUAGUUGGCAAGUGAAUGUUGCAAGAAGUACCUUGAAACAUAAUAUGAAACAUAACAUAAUAUGAAACAUGCUUUCACUUGUCUUCAGGUACCAAAUCUGAUAGACCCUCCAACUCUCCACCCACAACAAAUACAGCGUCAGCCAUCCAAACAGCCAUGUCUUCGAUUUAUCAAGUAACAAAAUCCACCUUCCUUCAAGCAGCCAAGUCGUUAAGUCCAACCAGCGUGCCAAAAUUGACCUUGCCCUCAAACACAUCCAUUCAUGUAGCAAUCCCUCUUGUGGAUAAAGAUUUAAAAACUUUACCAUUGCCAUUUGCCGCAGACCCGGGCCCAAACUGGAAUUGGUUAGAGAAUGAAAAUAGUGAGGAUAUUAUCAAGGAGAAAAGUCUAACAGAUGAAGAGCGAAUGUCACUACUUAAAAAGUACCUUGAUGUUGUUGAAAUUGACGUAAAUGUACAGCAAGUAUCAGGUCAAAAUAAUGUCAGUAAUAUGAGCAGUGGGACAGGAGACAAUCAAACAAAUACAAGCAAUAAGACACAAGAUAGUCAAGUGAAUUCCCCUCGCAAAGUUCCUGUUGCCGUUCUUCCGUGUGAUAACCAACCAAGUUUCUAUAAAGAGGUUAUCACAGGAUAUUUAGAAAAAGCAAAGGAAAGAUUUGAUUUUGAAAAAGAAACUAAACUAGCUGAACCAAUGAAAUCGACACCAAGUUUGAAAUGUGCAAAUGAUGAUUGUGAUCUGUAUGGUACUGUUGCAAAUAAUUAUCUGUGUACAAAAUGUUUUCAACUUCAGUCCAAAUCAUUUGGAAAGUUCCAAGGUCCCCGGCCGUCAUAUGAUCCUCCGUCAUAUUCUGAGGCAGUUGGUGAAGAAGUUUUUCACCCUCCAAGUUUUGCAGGGAAAUCUUCAAACACAGCGAAAACAUUACAAGAAAUGUCUGUAGAAUGUCGAGCACCUGCAUGUUCAUUCUACGGCACGCCUGGUAAAAAUGGCUUUUGUUCAAAGUGUUAUUAUGAAAACAAGAAAUAAAAAAUGAUACCUUGGGCUACAACUAACUUGACUUUUUGUAGAAGAAAUUAGCAUGAAGCUAAAUUGCUUCAUGCUUUAAUUUUAGAAAGUGUUUAUGCUGUUAAAAGGUGAAACACAGUGAAGACAUUAGUAAAAUUAAUUUGUAAUUAUAAAAUGAUACAAUUAGAACUUAUAUUAUGGGUGGGUGGGUUGAAACACAGUAGGGAGACAACGGCUAUUAGGGCCACCACUCAGCGUCAAAAAGUGUCUGCAUUGUUUACUGACUGCCAACCUAAUUAACAUAUUGGCAGUCAGUAAACGGCAGCAGUUCACUGUAAAAUUGUAUUACAGAGUAAAUGGUUUUGACUGUGCAAGACAUCAGGGACCUAGCUUAAAAAAAUCCCACUUUUGUCUCCCCUGAGUGGCCCUACUUGUUCCUAUACUGUGGUUGAAGUAAGAUUCAAAGUGCAUCACAUGGUGUUGACCGACUUGAAAUGUAUCUUGUGUUUUUGUGGAGUUUUAAUGGGAACAUUGAGCAUCAUUUGUUUGCACUGAUAAAUCGAAAACCAUUUGAAGUUGCCCACCAUGUGUAGCACGACAGGCAAGACUGAAGUCCACCUGUACCAGCCAUUUAACAUUGUUGUCUGAAGGUCAAAAGCAAAAUGAACAAAUAUAUUAUAUCCCUUUCUUAUUUAAAAUGAUUGUUCGUAGCAUUAAUUACACAUUGUCUAUGUCUUAUUUUAAUCUAUUGUAAAAUUCAUCCAAUUUUUUGUGAAGCAGUCCAUGGUGUACUCUAUGUCUCAUCAGAUAAUGUCCCUCCAGGUGGAAUACAGGAAUGUCAUAUUUAUAUUUAUCAAACCAUGUCUUGUUUUCAGCCAGGGUAAUAUCAACCUCCUUCAAUGUGAACUUUAUAUAAAAGAGAAAAGGUUGCAAUUAUACAUGGAAUCUACAUAGAAUAACAUGAACACCUUCUCACUUAUAUGCACCAGUCAUUGCUAGUCAUGGACACUUUGUGGGU